AAAAUUGAACAAAGGUUAUUCUCCAUUAGUUAAAGUAAAAAUCUAACAAGUGUAAGAAAAAAUCAUUAAAGUGUCGAUUGAUUUAAAAAUCUAAUUAUGAAUUUGACUAAAUAUUCAAGUUUUCUCUUUGUGAUUAUAUGUAUUUCUGUUUUAACCAUGACGAGAGCAACAAACGCAUCUCCAUGGUCAAGUCCAUCUACUAGUAAUAAUACUUUAGAUGGGUUUAAUGCUACAGCUACGGCUUUGGUUCGUGCUCCAUAUAAUGAUAAAGAUGACUACAUGAAGACCAUCAAUGAAUUGAAAAGUUUUUUGGAUCUUCCCCAGGGAAGGUCAUCUAAUAAUCAGUUACAAGCAAUGCAACAGGCCUUCGCUUCAUCUAUUGCCGAAAUUGCGGUAUCAGAGGCUUCUGAUGGCAGAGAGGCUGCGAUUAGUUUUAUUAAAAAAUUAAUUGAAGAAAUUAAUAAAAAUAAUGAUGCCUUGUCUGCAGCUGCUGCGAUUACGGCUGCUCCUGGUGAUUUAUGGUCCGGGGAACUUUGGAGGCUAUGGGCAAGGUGUUCCAACAAGAGGGGAAAUCCAUCUAAUCAUAUGGUACAAGCAAUGCAACAGGCCCUCGCUUCAUCUGUGGCCGAAAUUUCGUUAUUACAGGCUUCUGAUCGAAAGGCUGCAUUUAGUUUUAUUAAAAAAUUAAUUGAAGAUUUUAAUAAAAAUAAUGAUGCCUUAUCUGCAGAUUCUGCGGCUAUGGCUGCUCCUGGUGGUUAUGGAGAUAAGAACAUAAAUCAAACUAUGAAUUUGACUAAAUAUUCAAGUUUUGUCUUUGUGAUUAUAUGUAUUUCAGUUUUAACGAUGACGAGAGCGCAAAACAUAUCUCCAUGGUCAAAUCCAGCUACUAAUUUAGAUGGGCUUACCCCUGCAGCUUCGGGCUGUGCUCCAUGUAAUGAUGAAGAAGAUGACUUCAUGACAAUCAUGAAUGAAUUGCAAAGUUCUCUGAAUCUUUUUAAGGGAAAUCGAUCUAAUCAUAUGGUACAAGCAAUGCAACAGGCUUUCGCUUCAUCUAUUGCCGAAAUUUCGUUAUCGCGGGCUUCUGAUGGCAGUUAUCGAAAGGCUGCAUUUAGUUUUAUUAAAAAAUUAGUUGAAGAUAUAAAUAAAAAUAAUGAUGCCUUGUCUGAUACUGGUGCUGCUGCUGUUUCUGCUGCUGGUUGUGGUGAUGCUGCUGCUGCUGCUGCUAGUGGUGGUACUGGUGGUGGUUUUGGUGGUGGUACUGGUGGUGGUUUUGGUGGUGGUCGUGGUGGUGGUGCUGCGGCUGCUGCUGCUGCUGCUGCUGCUGCUGCUAGUGGUGGUGGUCGUGGUGGUACUGGUGGUGGUUUUGGUGGUGGUGGUGGUGUUGACUUUGGUCGAUGGGAUUAUGGAGGCCAUUGACAAGGUGUUCCAUUGCCUGGUUCUAGUGAAUGUGGUCAGGGUAACUAUGGAGACAAGUAAUGGAGGCAACGGGCUGGUGGUGGAAAAUCUACGACAAUAGAUGAGAACUCAAAAUGAAAUGUAAUAAAAAUUGAAAUAAAUAAACUAUUCGGUUAAAAGUUGAAACCAAAUUCAACUCAAAAAGUAUCCUCUCAAUUGAUAGUUAAUCGAAGUUAAUAAAAAGAU
Molecule: messenger RNA, 1641 nt
Organism: Panonychus citri (citrus red mite)
Lineage: Eukaryota; Metazoa; Arthropoda; Arachnida; Trombidiformes; Tetranychidae
Product: probable serine/threonine-protein kinase vps15
Exons: 4
Coding region: 97-1416 (439 amino acids)
Source: RefSeq, a predicted model, not a curated record